This is a messenger RNA of Arctia plantaginis, 318 nucleotides long. The record is from the annotation of a GenBank genome assembly. Lineage: Eukaryota; Metazoa; Arthropoda; Insecta; Lepidoptera; Erebidae.
AUGGUGGAAAGGGCCUUGGGACCUUGUCGCAGCCCCCAUGGGGCUCGGGCCCCCUCCAUGCACAAAGGCGCACCAGGGCCUCGGGGGGGGGUCCCCGGGGCCCGGGGUUGGGCCGUCCCGGGCGCCCCCCCGUGGGCGAGUGCCGUGCGGGGCGGGGGACGGCCCUCCGCCACCACCUGGGAGCCGUUCGAGUCCAGCUUUGGAUUUGGGGGCCUCAGGUCCUGCAAACCGGGCCCCCGGGGCACACCUUGUCCCCGCUCGGCCCGGGGGCCGUCGGCCCCGCCCCCGACCAGGGAAAAAAGCCCAGAGGCCUUUUAA